This is a messenger RNA of Gossypium raimondii (Peruvian cotton), 2857 nucleotides long. RefSeq names its product MA3 DOMAIN-CONTAINING TRANSLATION REGULATORY FACTOR 1. NCBI's taxonomy places the organism in Eukaryota, Viridiplantae, Streptophyta, Magnoliopsida, Malvales, Malvaceae. The transcript is spliced from 4 exons. The record is from RefSeq and is a predicted model, not a curated record. Gene Ontology annotation, biological process: negative regulation of DNA-templated transcription. Bases 324 to 2471 code for a protein of 715 amino acids.
AGCAACCCUAAAUGGCUAAAUCCCUAACAUCUUCUCCAUUUCCAAGUUUUUGAUUCUCCUUAUUUCCCCCUCUUUUAUAUCAGUCUUUCACCACCAGCAGCGGCGGAAGCGGCAACACCUCAGCUCAGGGUCCUCAGUCCUCACCACUACACCAGCGGCCUUCUUCUCCAAACCAGAACCAGAUCACCGGUCGUCCCUUUUUACUCAAUACUCACCGGAACCAGAACUUCCCUUUCUGUAAUCAACAAAGGAAAGGGCUCUUGAAUCUUGGUUUUCUUAGCCCCCCUCUUGAAUCGUAGGCAUCUAGAAUUGGUGAAGAGUAAAUGGCGUCAGGGGAGGGAUUUCUUACAGAUGAACAAAGGGAAAUGCUUAAAAUAGCAAGUCAGAAUGUGGAGACUGCUUUACCAUCCCCAAGAUUGUCCUCAUCCCCAAAGUCCCCGACUUCUUUGCUUUCUGAUCAUCAAUUAAAGGUUCCUGCUGGUGGCAAGGCGCCAACUGGUGGUAUUGCAGUGAGACAUGUCCGUCGGUCUCACUCAGGGAAAUCCAUUCGUGUAAAGAAGGAUGGUGCUGGUGGCAAGGGUACAUGGGGAAAACUCCUUGACACUGACGGGGAAUCGCAUAUAGAUCGAAAUGAUCCUAACUAUGACAGUGGAGAGGAACCAUAUCAACUUGUUGGGUCAACUAUUUCUGAUCCACUAGAUGAGUAUAAAAAAGCUGUUGUUUCGAUUAUAGAAGAAUAUUUUAGCACUAGUGAUGUGGAAGUGGCUGCAUCCGACCUCAAAGAUCUUGGCUCAAGUGAAUAUCAUCCUUAUUUUAUUAAAAGGCUUGUCUCCAUGGCCAUGGACAGGCAUGAUAAAGAGAAGGAGAUGGCAUCAGUUCUGCUUUCUUCGCUCUAUGCUGAUGUCAUCAGCCCACCCCAGAUUCGGGAUGGUUUUGUGAUGCUUCUUGAGUCUGCUGAUGACCUUGCUGUGGAUAUACUGGAUGCAGUUGAUAUCCUCGCACUGUUUGUAUCUCGUGCUGUGGUUGAUGAGAUACUUCCUCCAGCUUUCAUUGCAAGGGCAAAGAAAACACUUCCUGAAUCUUCCGAGGGAUAUCAGGUUCUCCAAACUGCCGAGAAGAGCUAUCUCUCAGCUCCCCACCAUGCUGAACUCUUGGAGAGGAGGUGGGGAGGUAGCACCCAUGUUACAGUUGAGGAAAUGAAGAAAAAGAUUGCUGAUCUUUUGAGGGAGUAUGUGGAGAGUGGUGAUACAUUUGAGGCCUGUAGGUGUAUUAGGGAGUUAGGCGUUUCGUUCUUUCAUCAUGAGGUUGUUAAGAGGGCUUUGGUUCUUGCUAUGGAAAUUCAAACAGCUGAACCAUUUAUGCUGAAACUCUUGAAGGAAGCAGCUGAGGAAGGGUUGAUAAGUUCGAGUCAAAUGGUGAAAGGGUUUGCUCGGUUAGCAGAGAGUCUUGAUGAUCUUGCCCUAGACAUUCCAUCUGCAAAAACCUUGUUUCAAUCGAUUGUACCCAAAGCUAUUUCUCAAGGGUGGCUUGAUGCAUCAUUCAUGAAAUCCUCAUGUACUGAUGGAGAGGCUCAAAAUGAAGACAAAAAGUUAGACCGGUACAAGAAGGAGAUUGUAACCAUAAUUCACGAGUAUUUUCUCUCGGAUGAUAUUUCUGAACUCAUUCGAAGUCUUGAAGAUCUAGGGUUGCCUGAAUAUAAUCCAAUUUUCCUAAAGAAACUUAUCACUCUUGCCAUGGACAGGAAGAACAGGGAGAAAGAAAUGGCAUCUGUUUUGCUCUCUGCUCUUCACAUCGAGAUCUUUUCUACUGAAGAUAUCGGUAAUGGCUUUGUCAUGCUUCUGGAAUCCGCAGAAGAUACUGCUUUGGAUAUUCUGGAUGCCUCCAAUGAGCUUGCCCUUUUCUUGGCUAGAGCUGUCAUUGAUGAUGUGUUAGUUCCUCUGAAUCUUGAAGAGAUAACCAGCAAGUUGCCACCGAAUUGCAGUGGAAGUGAGACUGUCCGAAUGGCUCGAUCACUUAUAACUGCACGCCAUGCUGGUGAGAGGCUCCUCAGGUGCUGGGGAGGUGGAACUGGCUGGGCCGUGGAGGAUGCGAAGGACAAGAUAAUGAAGCUCCUGGAGGAGUACGAAAGUGGGGGUGUUGUGGCUGAAGCUUGUCAGUGUAUCCGUGACCUCGGAAUGCCAUUCUUCAACCAUGAGGUUGUGAAGAAAGCGCUGGUGAUGGCCAUGGAGAAGAAAAACGAUAGGAUGCUAGACCUGCUGCAGGUGUGUUUCAACGAAGGUCUAAUCACUAUCAACCAGAUGACCAAAGGCUUCACCAGGGUCAAAGAUGGACUCGAUGACCUAGCUCUCGACUUUCCAAAUGCAAAGGAUAAGUUCAGUUUCUAUACGGAGUAUGCCCAGAAGAAGGGUUGGCUUCUGCCAUCCUUUGGUUCAUCUGCAACAGAAGCUCUGCCCACUGCAGCAGCCUCUUGAGAAGGAAAACAUAUUCAUGUCUCUAGUUUCUCAUGUAUGAUGUUGACGUUCUAGUACCUGUGUUAGCAGUCAUCCAUGGCAGAUCAGAUCGAUAGGAUUAGAUGUGGGAUGUUCGGAUUCCUUCUGAUGUUGUCUUGUUUUUAAUGGUGUCAUCUGAUGGAGAUUCUUAUGAUCCCAGUCCAAGCUAAGCUAGCCAUUGUGUAAAGUUGGUUAUAUUUUCUUCUAUAUUGAAAUAGCUUCAAGCUCAUGUCACAACCAGCGGCAUAUUAGGUAUUGCCCGCUGGUACUUGCAAUAUAUGAUGGUUAGAAUGACGCUGUUUACUUCCAAAGGAUCAAAUAUUUAUGCUCUUUUCUUGUAGCAAUUCCAGUUUGAUUUUUUAUUUUUA